GACACUUCAGAGAGAAGGGAAAAUUUCCAGAAUGGAUGACGAUCUUAUAGCAAUAGUGGGAAUUGGCUGCAGUUUUCCUGGAGGUGAAGGCAUUGAUAAUUUCUGGAAAGUCAUUGUCGAAGGAAGAAACUGUACAGUAGACAUCCCCAGUGAUAGGUUUGAUAAAAAAAAAUGGUAUGAUCCAGAUUAUAAUAAAGCAGGAAAAACGUGGACCUGUCGAGCAGCCCUCAUUGAAGGACUGGAUGAAUUUGAUAACAAGCUCUUUGGAAUUUCCAAUUCGGAGACUGUGAACAUGGAUCCACAGCACAAAUUACUUCUUGAAUGUACCUAUCGUGCAUUGGAAGACGCAGGCUAUCCAAUGGAGAGUGUCAGUGGAAGCAACACUGGGGUCUUUAUAGGUCUCAUGAACAGAGAUUGUGAAUCAAUAUUUAACGCUUAUCCGGCCGGAAUCAAUCAUUUUAAUGGCACAGGAACAUCAACAAGUUUAGCAGCAAACAGGAUAUCUUACUGCUUCAAUCUGACGGGACCAUCCCUGGCAAUAGACACUGCAUGCUCAUCCUCCCUUGUAGCUCUGCAUUACGCCUGUCAAGCCAUCAAGCAAGGAGACUGUGAGAUGGUGGUAUGCGGAGGUGUGAACUCUAUCAUGGAACCUCGUAUAUUUAUUGCUCUUUCCAAAGCAAAAAUGAUCUCUCCUGAUGGAACCAGCAAACCGUUUUCAAAAAAUGCAAAUGGAUAUGGAAGAGGGGAAGGAUGUGGAAUCGUUGUUCUAAAAAAACUGAAGAAGGCAAAAGAAGAUGGCAGCAAGAUUUGGGGAGUUAUAUGUGCCAGUGCGGUAAAUCAGGAUGGAAAAUCAGUGACACCAAUAACCAGACCAUCCCAAGACUUGCAGGAGGCUUUGCUGAAAACAAUCUAUUCUAUCAUUGACCCAUCUACAGUGCAGUAUGUGGAAGCUCAUGGCACUGGAACCCCUGUUGGAGAUCCUGUGGAAGCAGCCAGCAUUGGAAAAAUUAUUGGGAAAAAACGUCCUACUGGAUCACUUCUAAAGAUCGGCUCAGUUAAAGGAAAUAUCGGUCACACAGAGUCUGCUUCUGGAAUGGCUGGUUUAAUUAAAGUUCUCCUAAUGAUGCACCAUGAAGUGAUUCCUCCAUCAUUGCAUUAUUCCAAAGAAACAGGUAUUGCACAGGUGGAAGAAUCCAACUUAACAAUUCCAAUAACUCCAGAGACAUGGAAGGAAGAUAGGAAACUUGGUAGAAUAGCCAGCAUUAACAGCUUUGGAUUUGGAGGAACAAAUGUUCAUGCUGUGAUUAAGCAAGUAAAACAACACAGAUUAAAUGACUUUAAACAUUUAUCUCAAAGGCCUGUUGAAAUUUUUGUUGUAUCUGCAGCUUCCAGUAAAUCCCUUCAACUCACUAUUGAAGACACAAAACAGCAGUUAAACAAAGUGGACUCUUUGUCUUUUGAGAACUUGGUCUACACAUCUACCUGUAGAAGAAGCCACAAAAACUUCAAAUUUAGAAAAACAUUUCUGGCAUCAUCCUUAAAAGAUUUACAAGAACAACUUGCAUCGGCAAACACUGAAUCAUCUCCUGCACAAAAAAGCCCUGAAAUUGUGUUCGUGUUCUGUGGUAAUGGACUUCUAUAUAAAGGGAUGUGCAAGAUGUUACUGAGAUCAGAACCGGUAUUUAGAAAGAAAUGCAUUGAGAUAGAUGAGUUACUUCAGGUAUAUACAUCUCUUUCCAUGGUGAAGUUACUAGAGAAUGAGUUUGAUGAUUUCUCCAGACCAGACAUUGCACAGUUACUGCUCUUUACCAUUCAGACUUCAUUAGUGGCUCUACUGAGACAUUGGGGAGUCAAACCAGACACUAUCGUUGGACACUCAGUUGGAGAAGUUGCUGCCGCCCAUUGUUCUGGACUUCUUUCACUUCAGGAUGCUGUGAAAGUGAUUUAUUACAGGAGCACAUUGCAAUCCAAAGUCACUGGAGGGAAAAUGCUGGUAGUGAGCAAUAUACCUGUGACCGAAAUAUCAAAAGAUAUCAGGUCAUACGGACAAAUAAUAAACAUGGCCGCUUAUAACAGUCCUACCUCAUGCACAGUGUCUGGCGAUGCAGAAUUAAUAGUAAAGCUCCAUGAUCAAUUAAACCAACAGUACAGCAAAAGGAACAUAUUUCUACAUCAACUUGAUGUUCCUGCUGCAUAUCACAGCCACAUGAUGGAUCCUAUUUUAGCGGAGAUAGAAGACAAACUGCAAGAUUUGGAAGCACAAACACUUGAAACUGACAUUAUCUCCACAGUGACUGGAGUGAAAGCUUCUAAAGGGGAUUUUACAACUGGAGGAUACUGGGCUAGAAAUAUCCGUGAACCAGUUGCUUUUGAGCAAGCAAUAAAGUCUUCAAUUACUGGCAAACAAAAUGCAGUGUUUAUUGAAAUAGGGCCAAAGAGAGCUUUACAACGGAACAUCACUGAUGUUUUGGGUGAGAAAAAUAUCAUUUUGCCUGCAGUUCAUCCUAGUAAGGAAUAUGAGACAAUAUUUGCUGUCCUGGUUAAACUGUUCACAGAGGGAUACAAUCCUGACUGGUGUAGUAUUUAUGAAACAUAUAAAUCUCCACCAGCUGUUCUUCCCAGGUAUCAGUUUGACCAUGUUAAACAAGGUGUGGAUUUUGGCAAAAUACAAGAAGGAAAUAAGACCAUUGCAACAUCCAGUCAUCCUUUGAUCCACAAUGUUAGUCAAGACUUCACAGACUUUCAAUGCACUAUUUCUAAAGAAAACACACCUUAUGUCUAUGAGCACAAAUAUAAUGAAACUACACUUGUCCCUGGCACUUUUUAUAUAGAGCUUGGUUUGGCAGCUGCUAUGACCAGAUUGAAAUCUAAAAUGCCCUUGAGUUCCCUAAGUAUCAGUGUAAACUUCUCUAGUCCCUGUGUUGUUAAUCAAGACUCUCUAAACCUGAAUAUUAAACUUGAACAUGGAAAUAUAUUGACAGACUUUUCUAUCCAGUCUUCACAUGUUUAUGCGACAGGCCAAAUUCAGAAAAGCGGUGGAAUUUUAGAGGAGAAAAAAAUCUCCUUCCAGCACAUCCUGAAACGGUGUAAUUUAGUUUUGACCCAGGAAAAAGUUUACGAGUCACUGUCAAGGUUUGGAUUUCAGUAUGGGAAAGCAUUCAGACAACUAUCGGACAUACAUUACGGGGGAGAAUUAAUGGAAGGAAUUGCUAGAGUCACAGUGAGUGAAGAGAUUAUAGAAACAAUGUAUGAAUAUAAUGUGCAUCCUGUUGUUCUAGAUUGCUUUUUUCAAAUGGGAGUCAUUGCUGGGAUAGAAUUCAUACAAUCCUCGGCUCUUUUCCCUUCUCAGAUAGGAAAUAUGACUGUAUUCAGACCACUUCAAAAACAAAUGUUCAUCUAUUUAAAAACAGUCCAGAAAGCAGAGAACCAUGUCGUUCUCUGUGGAUGUUUUACUGAUGAAAAUGGCUGUGUUUUAAUUGAAAUCAAUCAAGCUAAAAUAUCAUUUAUACAGCAAGUAAUAAGCAAGCAGAAAAACAUUUUCUUCCACAAUAACUGGGUGACAUUGCCACCACAGUCACACAAAGGACUCCGCGUACCCAACAUCUUAGUGUUUGCUGACAACUCUGGAAUUGGACAAGAGUUAUCUAAAUACACUAAUGAUACUUUAAAAUAUGUGAUGUUUAACAACUGGGAAUUAGACAUAGACUUAACUAAAAUAUUUAACAGUAAGUUUACAGAGAUUUGGUUCAUGUGGGGAAUUCAUACUCCAAGUGAAGAGUAUCCAAACAAUCUCCCACAUUACUUAGCUAAGUGCUGUGAGAUGUAUCGACGAGUGAUCUUGGCUGUGAGACAACUAAAUUCUGGAGCUUCCAUAAGAACAGUCACCUUCCGAACAGCUGAACCCACCGUGGAUCACAUUAACCCUGGAUUUGCCCUGACUGGCAUGACUAGAACUUGUGCAACUGAGAUGCCUGACAUUACAUUUCAACUCAUUGACAUAAGUUCUUCAAACGUAGAAGACGUGAAAGCUCUAGCACGUGUUGCUUAUCAUUAUACACCUAGGACCCAUCCAGAAGUUUGGAUACAUAAGGGAGAAAUAUAUACAAGUGAAGUCACUCCUACUGAAAUAGACUUUGUAGAACAAAGGCAUCAUGCGGUAGCAUUAAAAAAGUCCGACAAUUUCACUUUGUAUACUGCCAAUCCAUACAUAAUAACUGAACUGUCUGCUGAACUAGACCAUUCUAAAGCCACCAAACUCACAGAUAAAUGUGUUGAGGUUCAAAUUGAUCAGAUAUGUUCACAUACUGACGAUUUCUUUCCUGUUAGUGCCUCAGGUUGGAAGUUCGGAAAUACUCUGUACUGGAGCACAUUGUCCACAGAAAUACAUAAACUCCUUGCUCUGGAUUUCACUGGUACUGUAACAGCUGUUGGAAAACAUGUAAAGAAGCUUAAAGUGGGGGAUCGGGUUGCUACAUGUUAUCCAACACUUGCGUCAUCCAAAGUGGGGCUCCCUGAGACUGUUUGCUGUUUAAUACAGAAGGUCCCAAUUCUAAAGAAGCUGCCUUGCAUUUCCCAAUUUAUUUUAGCGUGGGAAGUUUUACAUCAUCUGCUUCCACCAGCAAAAAAUAAGCCCAAGCUCAUCAUCAUCUCUACUGAAAAAAAAACAGUUCUAAGUAUGAUCCUUGUGAGUGCAGCAAAAGGUAGAGGCUGGGAACCAAUGGUAUCUCCAGUAAUUGAUAUAAAUGCCAAACAGUGCAGCGCCAUGAUUAUUCUGCCUCCAUCCAAAAACAUCUUAGAGGUAGACUUUUUGCAAUUAUCCCUACUUAAGGAUUUAAUUAUAAUAGCUGACCAGAAAAAUCCAGAAAGUUUCCAAUACCUGACCGAGCAUUGUAGCGAGAAUACACACAUUCACUUACUUAAUCCCGUUACCCUUUUCCAGAAAGCACAUUUAAAAAAGUUUGCCAAAGACAUAUACAAGUGGCUGCAGUCAACACACGUAGACUUGUCGGUAAAUCAUUCAAAGUCCAUGACCAUGUCUGCCAGCAGGCAUUGCCUUAAUGAUACAGAACCCAGUUACUUUACCAUGCAAAAUGUACCACUUAUUGAAAUUGAGAACAGCAACAUUACAUUUCCUGUCAAAGAGGAAACUCUUUUCAAGCAUGACGCUAUUUACAUAGUUGCAGGUGGGCUGACUGGCCUUGGAUUUGAAACAGUAAAGUUCAUUGCUCAAAAUGGUGGUGGGAAUAUCGUGAUUUUGUCCAGGAGACGCCCCACCCCUGAAAUGCAAGAAGAUAUAAAAAAGAUUCAGAAUGAACAGGUGAAUAUAAAAAUAAUGGCCAUUCCAUGUGAUAUAACCAGUUACUCGGAGGUAAUAAAGACAGUGAAUUCCAUUCUGAAAAUCUUUUCUAACAUUCCAAUUAAAGGUGUUUUUCACAGUGCUGUAGUUUUGCAUGAUGGGAUCCUAGAGAGCCUAAACUUAUCACUGUUUGAGAAGGUACUGAGUCCAAAGGUAGAUGGAGCAGUGAACCUACACCGUGCUACAAUUAAACAGGAGCUGGAUUAUUUUGUAUGUUAUUCAUCUGUUGCCUCAUUUUUGGGAAAUGCAGGACAAUCAAAUUACGCAGCUGCCAACUCAUUUCUAGAUGUCUUCUGUCAAUACAGGAGGAAUAUGGGACUUUCUGGACAAUCGAUCAGCUGGGGUGCCCUCAAAUUAGGGGUUUUACAGGAUCAAGACAACAUACAUGAAAUUCUGAAUGCAAAAGGAAUACUUCUUUUUGACCCAGAGGAGAUACACAGACAUCUUAAAAAAGCUCUAAGACUUAAUAAAUCCCUACAAGCUGUUAUCAAAUUUGAUUUUAAAGCCUUGUAUGAAAAACUUUUGUCUCGAAUUCCCACACUGAAGAAACGGCUAAUUCAGGUGAUAACUGAAGAAUCCAAGCAUCUUAAUGGCAAAAUCCAAGUUGACGAACCUUCCAAACAUACUAACAUGAAAUCAACCGAUUAUGUGAAGAUGUUGAUUAGUGAACUGACAAGUGCCAGUGCAAGUGAAAUUACAAUGAAUACUUUCUUAAGUUCUUUGGGAAUUGACUCAAUGUUGGGCAUGAGCUUACAGAGUCGCAUCUUGCACGAAAAGAACGUGAACAUACCUGUUGUACAACUACUUGAUCCCAGCACAACAAUCUCAGUGGUUGUAUCUCUGUUGAAUGAAAACACUUCUGAAGGAGAAGAUGUCACAACAAAUGUGCAAGAGGAAACUCAGUUCUAGGUAUCUGUGGCUACUAU
This is a messenger RNA of Pelobates fuscus (common spadefoot toad), 6282 nucleotides long. RefSeq names its product phthioceranic/hydroxyphthioceranic acid synthase-like. The transcript is spliced from 7 exons. Gene Ontology annotation, biological process: fatty acid biosynthetic process. The coding region runs from base 32 to 6265 and encodes 2077 amino acids. NCBI's taxonomy places the organism in Eukaryota, Metazoa, Chordata, Amphibia, Anura, Pelobatidae. The record is from RefSeq and is a predicted model, not a curated record. Gene Ontology annotation, molecular function: 3-oxoacyl-[acyl-carrier-protein] synthase activity.